Molecule: messenger RNA, 1023 nt
Organism: Closterium sp. Naga37s-1
Lineage: Eukaryota; Viridiplantae; Streptophyta; Zygnematophyceae; Desmidiales; Closteriaceae
Source: the annotation of a GenBank genome assembly
AUGGACUCCAAUCAACAGCAACUCCCCUCCUCCAACAGCCGUUCGGUGGUCUUGACGCCGUCAGCAGCGGCAAUGACGCAGGAUAGCGGUAGUGGUGGUAUCGGUGGUGUUGGAGGAGCGGGAUCCGUUCCGAACGUGAGUCAGGAGCCAUGCCGGAAGUUACUCCUUGUCAUCGACACAGACGGCUGCAAUGGCGACAGCAGCAGCAACGGAAACAGCAGCGAGAUUCGCAGCAGCAGCAGCAGCAGCAGCACCAACGGCAGCAGCAUUUCGCGGCCAUUGGUUGUGGAUUCUCUCCCCCCAUGGCAUCGGUUCCUCUCCCUCUGCUCCUCGCUUCCCUCCUCCCGUCCCUCCUCUCUUUCCUCCUCCAUACCUGUCCCCCUCGCCUCCACCUAUCUCUCCCCUCAUCCCUCCAUCCAUCCCUCCUCUCCUCGCCUUUCCGCCCCUCAUUCCAUCAAACCCUGUGAUUGGCCAGCCUCGCCUCUGGAAGCUUACAUGGCGCUGUCCAAGCUGGCAGCCGCUGAUUGGUGGAGACGAGUGGAGGUAGUUUUCCUGGCAGAAAGUGGUGGGAAGGAGGCGGAAGGGGAGGGGAAGGCGGAAAGUAGGAGGGCGGAUGGGGAGAGGGCGGAGGAGGGGAGGGAGGAAGGGGAGGGAAGGGCGGAAGGGGAGGGAAGGGUGGAAGAGGAGAGGCUGGAAGGGGAGGGGAAGUCGGAGAGGGAGGGGCCGAUGGAGAGGGGGCAAGGAGGCGCUACACUUAGAGUGGAAAGCUCUGGCGAAGGGCAUUCAGAAAGGGAACGUGUAGAAGGGCAUUUGGGGGAGAAGAAUGCAGAAAAGGAGCACCAGCAUCAGCACCAGGUGCAGAAGCAGCAGCAGCAGCAGCAGCAGCAGCAGCAGCAGCAGCAGCAGCAGCAGCAGCAGCAGCAGCGGCAGUUAGAUAGGCAGAGGGAGGGGGAGAAGCAGCAAGAAGACAAGGUACGCUGUGUGGAGUUGCUUGUGAGAGCUCUCAAAGGGUACGCUGUGUAG